AUGAAGGCCCAUGUGCUUGUAGGGCUGACCAUGGUGGGCUUUGCAGUGGGAAAGGCUCCGUUGCUGAGAUGUCCGUCCCGCCACUUGUGCCUCUCGGAGGACCCUUUGUGGGGCUGCAUUUCUGGCUCAGAAAAGUGCACCAUCAGCAGUUCAUCCCAAUCAUGGUUAUUACCGUCUACCAAUGUUAAGGUUCGCUUCCAUGUAUGAGGCUAUGAACAGUAUAAUUCCACCUACCCCUGCAAAGAAAAAUGCAUCACCUGCUAUAAGGCUGACUGCUGCCAGUACAAUUACUGCAACUCCUGGUCCAGUACCCAGCUCUAGAGCACUCUGCGGCCCCUGUCUGGUUCCCAGACAGACGGGUUCUACUAGGCCCUGAACCUCUCCUUGUCCCUGCCUGGCUUCCAUGCUCAUAAGGCGCCUGAGAGCCCAGACCCGUUCACCCUGCUCCUGUAGCUGGGUGUGUCCAUAGCCAUCCUGCACCAAAUGUGCUUGUUCCUCAACAGUUCAGGACUUCCUGUUCUUCCUCAGACAAGACCCGGACGAUGGCACCUGGGUUCGGGUGCUGGCUUGUCUUUCCUCCUGUCCAAGAACCUUGAGUAUGGCUUCUGCUCGGGCUGA
Molecule: messenger RNA, 618 nt
Organism: Peromyscus californicus insignis
Lineage: Eukaryota; Metazoa; Chordata; Mammalia; Rodentia; Cricetidae
Gene: Ly6g5b
Product: lymphocyte antigen 6 family member G5B
Cellular component (GO): external side of plasma membrane
Source: RefSeq, a predicted model, not a curated record